Molecule: messenger RNA, 1039 nt
Organism: Suricata suricatta (meerkat)
Lineage: Eukaryota; Metazoa; Chordata; Mammalia; Carnivora; Herpestidae
Exons: 2
Coding region: 265-927 (220 amino acids)
Source: RefSeq, a predicted model, not a curated record
ACCUCCAUCCGCCGCCCCUUCCGGCUGGCCCCCCUCUCCUCCCACACCUCUCCCUUUCGCCCUACUCCUCACCCUUCUUCUUCCCCCAACUGCACAGGCCUUGGGUCCAGAUAGGCCCCCCCUGCUCCUGCUCCAACAUGUGCCCCAUGUGCCCCAGGCCUGAUGAUUCCCACACUCCGUCAUGGCGGUCUCGCAUCCCUCACAGACAUCCUGGGAAGGUGGUGCCCAGCAUCCUGGUGACAUGGUGAACACAGGGGACACUGGAUGAUGACUGUCAGGCAUACGACCAGGAGGGGCACUCCCACAGGUGUGACAGUUGUCCAUUUGUUGCCUCUCAACUCCAAAUCUACCCUUCAUUACCUGCUCUGCAGUAGUAAGAUAGCUCUGAAGCAGUUCUCACUUGCACUGAGAACAAUAUUGAGCGAUGGCAGUAGAUGGCGCUGGAGGGACGCGGCAGGAGGAAGAAACUCCCCUUCCAGGGGCCCAAGGUGCUUGUUUGCUUCGGCUCCUCUGACUGCACUUGCUACCAGAGAUGCAUGCGUGGGCACAUACUCCGCGCUGCCCCAGGUAUGCAUCCAGAGCACACAAUGCCUGUGGGCUCGCGCCUCCGGCCUAGCCCAGUGCCCACUUCACUGCAGCCCUCCCGUCGUGGACUCCGCAAACCUCAGGCCUCCGUGCCCCGCUGGUGAGCAGACCAUUGACUCCCCUGUGCGCCAGCCUGCCGGCCUCUGCCCACCGGAUCCCGUUGGUCCUCCAGAGACAGGCACACGCGCCCCAGGCCUCAUCACUCUGCCUGCAAGUAGGUUCCUGACUCGGACUCUCCCGAAAUCCUCCCUGCUAGCUUCUGCCACCAGCACCCCAGAGGGACGUUUGACGCUGACCUGGACACCAUCCGCCAGACCUUACACACUUAUCAGCAAGGUGUGAAUCCCAGCUUGCAGGAGAGGCCCCUCUUCCCAUGUGUUCCCUCCCCGGAUAGUCUCCUGCCUUAGAAUUCUCUGUAGAGUUCUCCUAGCGUGUCUCCACUGCUAAGGUAAUG